Molecule: messenger RNA, 1126 nt
Organism: Toxoplasma gondii ME49
Lineage: Eukaryota; Apicomplexa; Conoidasida; Eucoccidiorida; Sarcocystidae
Exons: 3
Coding region: 383-730 (115 amino acids)
Source: RefSeq, a predicted model, not a curated record
UUUCGCGAGCGUGUAUAUAUUCUUUUUUUCUGUCUUCUCUAAUGACGACAGGUAAGCGAUCUGGAUGGUAGUCACCGAUGUCGACACGGUCCCUGAUUUCUUCAAGAAAUUCAGUUAGCGCAAUCUUCAGGUCAUCAAAGUAUUCUACUGGUAUUUCCCGAAUUCGAGCCACGCGCUCCGCUUCCGCUGCCGCUGUCGAAUCCGCCUCGUUGGUCUCGCUCAGCUUUCCAGAGGAGAUCAAAGACAGCAGGGAUUUCUUGUCACUGGGAGGUGGAUCCAGAGGACGGGUUAAAAGUUCUUGCUCCUUUGUUCCCCAACCUGGAAGCUGAUUCCGGAAACAGUAGGUAACAGACAGAGUAGUUUCAGUCACUUGUUGCGUCUGAUGCUAAACGCGUUUCUAAGCUGCUUAUCCGUACGUGUGACUCAGAAGUUAGACUUUCCUGUAGCCGAGGCCAUUUUCAGUUGCAUUCUGUCUCGCUUGCCUACAUGUUCGCAUUCUUCGGAACUGCCAUGUGGAGGCAGUGUUUCAUUGCGGCGCGUCCCCCCGAGGAUAGCGAGGGUGUCGGCGAAUCAAGAAUUCAUUUAUCGAACUCUAUGGGCCCAAAGGAUGGUCAUAAAGCUUACUUUGUACUUCCCUUUGAAGAACUGGUCCACUCCACACGGGAUUCGAAGGGCUUCGACAUGCCUGAUCAGGAAUGAAACUUCGAGGGUUACCAGCAGCUUCGGAUAGUCGACGAGUACCGACAUACUGAGAAAACAUCGGAGCGAAAGAAAAGCAUGGCAACCACAUGCUGUUUUGUGCGAGUCUCAGACUCCAUGCGAUGCCGAUAGGCCGUCUGAACUCGUGCCAGGCGAAUAUCAUAUUUAUCUGCUGCCAAAAUUCACAAGUUUUAGAGAGACAGGGGCAUCACGGUGAGACGCCCGCUUGUCAUGAAAGCGUCGUUCGUACGGCGGAAGCCUUACUCGAUAGUUACGGGUCUUCGGCCUAUAGAAUUCGUGGUCGUUCAUCAUCGGAUUUACUUCUGUAAUCCAUUCAUCCCCAGUGUAGGCGUCAAAGAGCACGAAACCAAACAACGGCUGGCGCUACAAGAUCGCAGCAUACAGAAAUGAGCAGCUCCCUGGCAGA